CCCCAAGACCCUGCCUACUUCGGAGCCAACUCCAUUUUGGUGACGUCCUCCAUCCAUUACCUGAACAUCCGCUACACGUUGCUGCCGUACCUCUACACCCUCUUCUACAAAGCGCACACGCAAGGGGACACGGUGGCACGGCCCCUUAUGCACGAGUUUUACUCAGAUGAAGCCACGUGGGACGUGGACCGGCAAUUCCUGUGGGGCCCCGCGUUGCUCAUCACCCCGGUGCUGGAUCCGGUGGACACGUCCCCGCUGGAAGUCCCCUACUGCUACUACAGCAGCGCCGACAACAACUACGCGGUGUCAGAGCUGCGUUACACCCCUUGGGGGUUGGAGGCCAACGUCACCCUCAGCACCGCCGGCACCGGGGGCACCCAGAGGUCCACCACCCCCAUUGGGACGCUGCGCCUCCAGGUCACCCACCACAGCGACCACCUCCUGCAGUUCAAGAUUGAUGAUUACGCCAAUAAGCGCUACGAGGUGCCGGUGCCGUUGAACCUCCCCAGCACCCCCACGAGCUCCAUCGAGCGUCGCCUCUACGACGUCAGCGUUCAGACCAAACCCUUCGGGAUCCAGAUCCGCCGCAGGAGCACCGGGACCGUCAUCUGGGACUCUCAGCUGCCCACCUUCACCUUCAGCGACAUGUUCAUCCAGAUCUCCACCCGCCUGCCCUCCCGGUACCUCUACGGCUUCGGCGAGACCGAGCACACGCAGUACCACCGCGACUUGAACUGGCACACGUGGGGAAUGUUCAGCCGGGACCAGCCCCCCGGGUACAAGCUGAAUUCGUACGGUGUCCAUCCAUUCUACAUGGGUAUGGAAGAAGAUGGCAACGCCCACGGAGUCCUCUUGCUCAACAGCAAUGGAAUGGAUGUAACGUUCCAGCCCACGCCGGCUCUCACCUACCGCACAAUUGGGGGAAUUUUGGACUUUUACGUCGUAUUGGGUCCGACGCCGGAGGUCGUUGUUCAGCAAUACACCGAGCUGGUGGGGCGACCGGUGAUGCCGCCCUACUGGGCGCUGGGAUUCCAGCUGUGCCGCUACGGCUACAAGAAUGACAGCGAAGUUGCCCAGUUGGUGGAGGACAUGAAAGCAGCCCGAAUCCCCUACGACGUGCAGUACACGGACAUCGAUUACCUGGAGCGCCAGUUGGACUUCAAGCUGAGCCCGCACUUCUCCGGUCUCCCGGAGCUCGUCAAUAAAAUCCGGGCAGAAGGAAUGAGAUACAUCCUCAUUCUGGACCCGGCCAUAUCGGUGAACGAAACCGAUUACCUCGCCUACAGGAGAGGAAUAGAGAAGGACGUCUUCAUCAAGUGGCCCAACUCCAACGACAUCGUCCUUGGGAAGGUCUGGCCGGAUUUUCCCAACAUCGUGGUCAAUGACUCCCUCGACUGGGAAAUCGCAGUAGAGCUCUUCCGCGCGUACACGGCGUUCCCCGACUUCUUCCGCAGCUCCGCGGUGGAGUGGUGGAGCACGGAGCUGCAGGAGCUCUACGAGAACCCCCACAACGCCUCCCUCAGCCUCAAGUACGACGGCAUCUGGAUCGACAUGAACGAACCCUCCAGCUUCGUCCACGGGGCGGUUUGGGGCUGCAGAAAUCAGGAGCUCAAUAAUCCCCCAUACAUGCCCCAAUUGGGGUGGAGAGAGGAGGGCCUGGCCUACAAAACCAUCUGCAUGGAGGGCGUGCAGACCCUGGCGGAUGGCACCGAGCUUCGCCACUACGACGUCCACAACCUCUACGGGUGGUCCCAGACCAAACCCACCCUGGACGCGCUGCGGAACACCACAAAGGAGCGGGGCAUCGUCAUCACGCGCUCCACGUACCCAACCAGCGGGCGAUGGGCGGGACAUUGGCUGGGGGACAACACGGCCGCGUGGGACCAGAUGACCAAAUCCAUCAUCGAUGCGUAUGAGGACGGCGUCUAUCUGCUGACCUCGUUUACGGCUCGUCAGAGGCAAGACCCCGUCGCGUGGAACUCCACGUUCGAGGACAUCUCCAGGGAUGUGCUGAACAUCCGCUACGCGCUGCUGCCGUACCUCUACACGCUCAUGUACAACGCCUCCGCUCACGGCAGCACCGUCGUGCGCCCGCUGCUCCACGAGUUUGUGGAAGACAGAACCACGUGGGAAAUAUACAGGCAAUUCCUCUGGGGCCCGGCGCUGCUCAUCAGCCCCGUGCUGGACCAGGGCGCCGUGUCGGUGAACGCGUACCUCCCGAACGCCCGCUGGUAUGAUUACCACACGGGCCAAUACAUCGGAUUCCGGGGAGAAUUCCGAAAUCUGCCCUCUCCUUUGGAGCACAUCAACCUCCACAUCCGGGGUGGUUACAUCCUCCCCCAGCAGACCCCAGCCAACACCACCGCCUACAG
Messenger RNA from Numida meleagris (helmeted guineafowl), 2372 nucleotides. Its product is annotated as maltase-glucoamylase, intestinal-like. The record is from RefSeq and is a predicted model, not a curated record. Gene Ontology annotation, molecular function: carbohydrate binding; alpha-1,4-glucosidase activity. Gene Ontology annotation, biological process: carbohydrate metabolic process. NCBI's taxonomy places the organism in Eukaryota, Metazoa, Chordata, Aves, Galliformes, Numididae.